Molecule: messenger RNA, 1208 nt
Organism: Bipolaris maydis ATCC 48331
Lineage: Eukaryota; Fungi; Ascomycota; Dothideomycetes; Pleosporales; Pleosporaceae
Source: RefSeq, a predicted model, not a curated record
AUAGCAGAAAACCUGUGCUUAGAACGAGACAUUAACACCUUCGCACGAACUGAUCGCCGUCUUUAUCACCUACUGAACAAAUAUCUCUACCGCCAUAAUGUACAGCAUGGAGAGUCAUCAGCUCUACUAUGGGCCUCUGCACACGGACGACUGGAAACCGUACGAAAAAUUCUGGAAGUGGGUGCGCCUACCGAAGUUUCUGACAACGACGGUCGCACACCUCUAUUGCAAGCAGCAGAGAGAGGGUUCAGUGGAAUUGUUGAGCUGUUAGUCAAUGCGGGAGCCAACGUCAAUUCAAAAAGCAGAACCUAUGGCAACGCACUCUAUCUAGCAUCCGCAAAGUGCCAUAUCCAGGUGGCAGCUUCAGCUGAAGGCCAGGAAGACAUUGUACAGAUACUACUCGCGAACGGCGCCAAUGCAAACUUGCAGGGUGGCUACUACGGCAAUGCGAUUCAGGCGGCUUCAGCCUCAGGCCACAUUCAAAUAAUGCAGCUUCUGCUUAACGCUGGCGCUAUGGAUUUUACGCAAGCAGGACACCAUGGCAGUGCACUUUUUGCGGCUUUGAAUAGUGGCAGCGAACGAGCUGUAGAAAUGCUGCUUGAUGCUACUGCUCGUACCAUCAAUAAGGGAAAAAACGAAGAACACAAAGCCAUUUGGAGAGAGGAGUACUGCAGAGUACUACACGAGGCAUCAGCGAAAGGACAAGAGGUAGUGGUCAGACUGUUACUUGAAGCUGGUGCUCCUGUUGAUGCACAAAGAGGACGCGAUGGCAAUGCACUCCAAGUGGCUUCAGCGGGGGGGUUUGACAAGCUAAUCGAUGCCGGUGCUAACAUCGACGCCGAGGGUGGAGACUACGGAAAAGCACUUUGUGUGGCUUCGGCAGAGGGGCAUAUCGAUGUGAUGAGGCUGCUAAUAGAUGCUGGAUCAGAUGUAAAUGCCCAGGGAGGACAGCAUGGCAAUGCGCUUUGCGCGGCUUCAGCUAAUGGUCGAGAGCAAGCCGUGAAAUUGUUGCUCGUCGCCGGAGCUCAUGUAGACGAUCAAGGAGGACGAUAUGGGGGGGAGUAUGGCAGCGCCCUCCAGGCCGCUCUAGAAAUGGGCCAUGAGCACAUAGUAAAGAUGCUAUACGACGAGGGUGCGCACGAAGCUGCAGACGGGGACGAAGACGAGGCUUUAGAUGAGGACGACGACGAGACUUUAGAUGAGGACGA